Messenger RNA from Dreissena polymorpha, 2345 nucleotides. RefSeq lists its product as uncharacterized. The transcript is spliced from 8 exons. The coding region runs from base 282 to 1163 and encodes 293 amino acids. Lineage: Eukaryota; Metazoa; Mollusca; Bivalvia; Myida; Dreissenidae. The record is from RefSeq and is a predicted model, not a curated record.
GGAACAACGGACCUGAAAAUACAAUUUCCCGUUUGGCUCUACGGCUUCGAAGUGCGAAUCCACAACAAAAUUUCAGACAAAUUCUUCAAACUCGACCAAUUACAAAACACCAGGACCGCCUAUGUUCGUUGCGAGGCUGGCUCAUUAUUCGAUGACUAUACCCAUUUCAACUUUGAGAAAGCACACAUAAUUUGUCAGAAUCAUACAAAUGGAACUAGGGAACUACUCACAGUGAAUCACACCAACUUGGACAAGUUUAAAAUAAGCAGGGAUAUUAUAAUAUGUCGUUUUGGACACAAGCUGUGAAAGUCGGAACAUUUCUCAACUCGGAAGACCUCAUAGUGCAUUGUUUAAUGCUCAACCAACAUGGCGAGUUACGAAAAGACAACUGUACCAAAAGCUAUUCGUCUGUCUGCGAAAACGCAACUGUUCACGACACAAUACAAUACAGCGGACAAGAGUCGAAGGUGCCAAACUACGAUCCGACGUCACCGAGCACACCCAUGACCACAUCAGCGGGUACCUCAGAGUUUGUGACGUCACUAGUUACAACGGAAACCAACGAUGGCGUUGAUUUAACCACUAGCGUAGCAAACAAAUCGUCCGAUUUGCACAAUUCCACUAGCGACCAUAAAAGUCGUGCCAAGGAUAAACCAGUGAUGGAAGAGAAAAUCCUCAUACCACUUAUCUGCGUGGGAGUUGCCGUGGUAACGGCGCUAGUGGUCGCCGUCAUUUGCUGCUGCAGAAUCAAACGGAAAUCGAACAAAGACCGCAGGCCAACCUUUUCCGACGGCAACUCCAAAACGGCGGACUCCGUAAAUUUUAAAGAUGCUCAACACUACGAAGUUAGUGACAUCAGCGAAUAUGCCAUCCCCUCGGACGCAGUAACGGGCGGUCCUAGAACGGCACGGCCUCGUUCGUCCAUUAUAGAAGGCGAAUACGACGUUAUUUCCAAUUCCAGAGCAACGGAUAAAUCCAAACGCCAGGUGGCGGUGGUGAAGGCUUACAGCCACGUGGCAAUUGUCCCAGCCAAUCAGAGACGCGAUAGCGAUUCAAAUAUGGAAAACGCAUACGACGUGUCCACGUUGAAUAAGCAAACGACCGUGACAAUAUUACAACAGGACGGCACUGGAAAUGUUUACGGUCAUUUGGGGAUAACAUAACUGUAAAUAGAGAACACAUUUUAUAAGUUUAAAAAUGUGUUUGUCAUCGUUCCAUACGCUUAGAAUUGUUAUCUAGUCGAUAUAAAAUAAUACAAACUUUAGAAUACGUAUUAUAACAACUCAAACGGCUUUCGCUCACAUUCACUCCUAUAUGUUGUAUACAUUGUAUUUUCUAUUGAACAUUCAGUUAAUGUUACCAUAUUAGUUCUACUUGUCUUUUCCUGAACUUUAAUUGUUAAACUUUUUGUUACACACAUGAUCCCACAUUUAAUUUGAACAUAAAGAUAUGGAAAUUUGUAAAUGUGGCAUCGGAUAAAAUAAAUAUUGAUUCAUUUAUAACAUGUAUUUCAAUUUGAUAUUUGUGGAAUGAUUUGAAAUUUUGUAGUAAGGGUGUUGGUUUAAGAAUAUUUUAGUAUGUACAUACGCGUUUUCAAUAUGUCAAAGGCUUUGGUAGAAUAGACUAAAGCGUUUUCUUGUGGAAACAUGACUUGUAAGUUAAUAUAUGUUGUUAUUGAACAUGUUGUCCUAGGCAAUUGCAGUGUAUACUUUUGUAUUUACAUGUUGGAGUAUGAUUGUUCAGUGCAAAGCUUUUAUAAUUCAAUAUGGAAGCCAUAUACUGUCAGUGUAUGCUUAACGUUUGUAUGAUGGAUUUUAUCAAAACCGGAACAUGUUACAAAUACAUGUAGAUGAGUCCGGUAAUUUAUACAUGUGUUUGUGGAAGCAACAAACACGGUUGAAGGUGAGUUUCUCACAUUUUGAUUCAAGUGCUCAUAUAGUAAUGUGUUUAUAUACAUAAAAGGGCCGUGCUCUGUGAAAAGGCGUUCAAUGCAUGUGCGUAAACACAGGCUAAUCAGAGACGACACUUUCCGCCUAAACUUGAUUGUCGCUAAGAGGAGACUUUCUUGAAACAAAUAAUAUAGUUAAAUCGGAAUGUGUUAUCCCUAAUUAGCCUGUGCGGACUGUAUAGGCUAAUCCGGGACGACACUUUACGCACACGCAUUAAACCGCUAUUUAACAGAGCACGGUCCAAUUUUUUAAAACUAUGUUGACAUUUAAUUGUGUAUGAGUCUUUUUCUUAUUUAUUGCAGUCGCUUUUGUACAAAUAAUUCAUCGAUGCUUUGAUUCAACUAUUAUCAAUCGUUUUUUAAACAAACACAAUUUCUAUAUAAACUAAAAACUUUG